Molecule: messenger RNA, 1357 nt
Organism: Dalotia coriaria
Lineage: Eukaryota; Metazoa; Arthropoda; Insecta; Coleoptera; Staphylinidae
Product: aldo-keto reductase family 1 member A1
Exons: 7
Coding region: 161-1249 (362 amino acids)
Molecular function (GO): oxidoreductase activity
Source: RefSeq, a predicted model, not a curated record
GUGAAAAAUAGAGUUUCACAUUUCGAGAGUAAGCAAAACGAGAAGCACUUGUGCGGUUGACCACAAAGGCGGAUCGUUAAUUCUUGCUGAAAACGGGCACGAGCCUCCAUGCACAUUGUCCGUAAUGCACACCGAUUAUUCCCCUCUGACCACUUGAACCAUGAGGGUCUCACAAUCGCGCGCGACGUUCAUCUUCGGCGUUAUCGCCUCCAUCUAUCGGUUUUGCGACUUUUGCUUCGGCGAUGUGCUGGAAUUGGAUGACUUACAUAAAACUCGUGUGAUACCCACCUACGAUAUUCAACCAGUCGGAAAAAUGCCCACCGUUGGUCUAGGAACAUGGAUGGCAAAGGACGAUGAACUUGAGCAAGCUUUGAACAACGCUCUGGAAGCUGGUUACAGACACAUCGACACCGCGACCGUGUACGAAAACGAGAAGGUGAUUGGGAAAGUUCUCAAAAAGUGGAUCGACAGCGGUAAACUCAAACGCGAUGAUUUGUUUAUUGUUACCAAACUUCCGCCAUGCGGCAAUCGUCCAUCCGGCGUCGCCACAUAUCUUCAACGUUCUUUAGAUGACUUACAACUUGAUUAUGUUGACAUGUAUCUUAUUCAUACGCCAUUUGCUUUCAUUGAAUGCGGUGAUAUGCAUCCGAUGAAAGAUGGCAAGAUUAUGUUGGACAUGAAUACUGAUCAUGUUGCAACAUGGAAGGUCAUGGAAGAACAAGUCGACGCUGGGAAAGCGAAGGCCAUUGGAUUAUCCAACUUUAACAUCACACAGAUCAGCAAAGUUCUCGAACAUGCGCGAAUCAAACCUGCUAAUUUGCAGAUUGAAUUGCACGCAUAUCAUCAACAGGUCCCACUGGUAGAUUAUGCCAAGAAACAUGGAAUUGUUGUCACUGCUUAUUCACCGUUGGGUGCACCUGGGCUUUCCAAGUUUAUGGAAGAUAUGAAUCAAAAGGCACCUAAAAUGCCAAAUAUUUUGGAUAAUCCAGUUGUUGAUGAAAUCGCUAAAAAACACAACAAAUCUCCAGCACAAGUUGUUCUUCGUCAUGGUGUCCAAAAAGGCUUGAUUGUCAUUCCGAAGAGUACAAACCCUGGCCGCUUGCGUCAGAAUUUAGACAUCUUUGACUUUGAGCUGGAUGAAAACGACAUGUCCAAGCUGAACGGUCUGAAUAAGGAUGCCCGCUUCUUGGACUUCAAAGUGUUCCCAGGCAUUACGGAACACCCGGAGUAUCCAUGGAAGAAAGAGUAAAUUCAUAGAUUUUCGUUGACAAAUCGUUUAUAUAACAUUUUUGUGCGUAAAUUUAUAGUGUAUUUUAUAGUUUAAACAGAUUAAUAAAAGCUUUAUGUUAACAACUAA